Messenger RNA from Lucilia cuprina (Australian sheep blowfly), 1541 nucleotides. RefSeq names its product facilitated trehalose transporter Tret1-like. The record is from RefSeq and is a predicted model, not a curated record. Gene Ontology annotation, molecular function: sugar transmembrane transporter activity. Gene Ontology annotation, cellular component: membrane. The transcript is spliced from 6 exons. Gene Ontology annotation, biological process: carbohydrate transport; transmembrane transport. Bases 66 to 1472 code for a protein of 468 amino acids. Lineage: Eukaryota; Metazoa; Arthropoda; Insecta; Diptera; Calliphoridae.
AGUUGCAGGUAUAUAGAUUAUAAUACAAAAAGAAUAAAACAGUUAACGUUAAAUACGAGAGUAACAUGAAAAUGGUGAAAUUCAACAUAAAUUGGAAAUUAAUUUCAAAAAGUCCCAAUAGUAUUCUAAAUAGUAAUUAUCGAUAUCAAGUUUUGGCCACCUUAACAGUCAGUAUUUUAACAUUUUCACAUGGUAUUGGUUUAGGUUGGUUAUCGCCAACACUUUCCAAACUGCAGUCGGAAUCCUCUCCUUUAUAUUUCUCCAUUUCGGUUACUGAGGCAUCAUGGAUUGGCUCCCUAUUAGGACUUGGCAGUAUGUGUGGAAAUAUAGUGGUUGGUUUUUUACAAAAUAUCGUUGGACGUAAAUUUGCUAUAUAUUUUUUAGCUUUUCCUCAUGUUUGUUUAUGGAUCCUAAUCUACUGCGCACAAAGCGUUGAAUAUUUAAUGGUCGGUCGAUUUUUAGGUGGUUUUACAGGAGGUGGAUGUUACGUAGUCUUUCCGCUUUUUAUAAGUGAAAUUGCAGAUCCCAACAUCCGGGGAACUCUGUCAACAAUGCUUAUGUUGUCAGUCAAUUUUGGAAUUUUAACUGGUUUUAUCUUGUCCUCUUAUUUAGAUUAUCAUCUAAUACCAUUUUUGACGAUAUCUUUGCCAAUUAUUUACUUAGUUGGUUCAUAUUUCUUUCCAGAAACGCCGCAACAUCUAUUACAUAAAAAAAACUAUAAUGAUGCUGAAAAGUCAUUUAGAUUUUAUAGAAAUUGUAGCAGUGACCAUAAGCCCCAGAGUGACAAUACUUUUGACAAUUUUAAAUCAAACAUUGACAAAAAUAAUCAAGAGACAUCUUUAUCGUAUCGAGAUUUUUUAACAAAACCAGCCGUUAAAUCAAUUAUCACCGCCGCCGUCUUACUAUUUGUGAAUCAAUUUAGUGGAAUUUUUGCUUUUGUAAAUUACAUGUCGAAUAUUUUUGCCGAUUCUGGUUCUGCAAUGGAUCCCAAUACUAGUACUAUCAUUAUGGGAACUUUACAAAUUGCCGGAACAUACGCUGCUACUUUAUUAGUAGAUACAUAUGGACGUAAAAUAUUAAUGCUUUGGUCAACUGGAGGUAUGACUGUAGGAUUGGCCAUAUUCGGAGCGUAUACACAUUUUUCACGCAUUGCCGAUUUAUCUGGAUAUUCGUUUGUACCGCUUGUUCUUAUGGGAUUCGUUGUAUUUGUCGGUAAUAUGGGGAUGAUUGCACUAACAUUUGUUAUUCUCGUGGAGAUUUUUCCUGUAAAGAUUCGUCCGAUUGCUGCAUCUGUCUCAAUGACUACAUUAAGUUUUCUGGUAUUUGCUAUGCUUAAAAUAUUUCCAUUGUUCAUGGAUUCCUUUGGUAUUUCUAUAACUAUGUGGUCCUGUUCCACAGUCUGCGGUUUAAGUUUUAUUUAUCUGUUCGUAUUUCUAGUUGAAACUAAGGGCAAAUCUAUGGAUUGCGAUUAGCAUACAUAUUUUGUGACAAUGAUUAAAUAUAUAUUAACUAUGUAACUACAAUUAUACAAGUUUUUUAAU